This is a messenger RNA of Leguminivora glycinivorella, 2823 nucleotides long. Its product is annotated as zinc finger protein with KRAB and SCAN domains 7-like. The record is from RefSeq and is a predicted model, not a curated record. NCBI's taxonomy places the organism in Eukaryota, Metazoa, Arthropoda, Insecta, Lepidoptera, Tortricidae. Gene Ontology annotation, biological process: regulation of transcription by RNA polymerase II. The transcript is spliced from 13 exons. Gene Ontology annotation, cellular component: nucleus. The coding region runs from base 334 to 2559 and encodes 741 amino acids. Gene Ontology annotation, molecular function: DNA-binding transcription factor activity, RNA polymerase II-specific; RNA polymerase II transcription regulatory region sequence-specific DNA binding.
AAACUGAAUGUGUAUUGUUGGUUAUAAAAAUCAAUAACAAGUUUUUAAAACAACAAAAUGAAGGAAAUCAAGAUGUUUACCGAUCACUAUAACGCAGGGUUUUCAGAGGUGUCUCCUGGCUUGGAGGCGGACCUAGUCGCAUGCCGGGCAUGUCUCGCUACGGACACCAAACUGUACAAGCUUGUUGGUGUACUGAAGGACACUUAUGAGUGUGUUACCGGCCUGCCGGUGUGACAAACAGACAAGCUGCCGCAGCAUGUCUGCGGCUGCUGCGGCAGUUUGCUCACCAAAUACAGGUGCUUCAAGGAGCGCAGCAGCGCCGCGCACCGGAUAAUGGGCGACAUACUACAGCAUUGCGGGCUCACUACGAAUAUAGUUCGCAACGUCGACAGAGUAUCAAAUAAGCUCCUUCUUAACUUCACAAUCGACAUAAACUCAAAAAUUAUCCACAUUGUACACGAAGAUAGCGACGUAAAGAAAUCCAACCAACAAGAUCCCAAAACUAUCGAUAAAGAUGAGACAGACAGACUUACAGAUGUCCUAGACGAUUUCGAGGAAAUAACAAAAACGUUAAACGAUGACGUAGAUUUAGAUUUAAUUGAUAAUGAAUUGGACAUGAACUAUGGAAGCCCUUGCAUAGACAGAGCUAAAAGCUUUAGUGUCGAGGAAUUGUUCAGAGGAAAAAUCAAUAAUGAUUUAAGUGACAUCAGUAAAAAUAUAAGUCAUGAUAUUGGAGAUCUUAUUAACAAAACUUUUAAAGGGAAAGUUUAUACUAAAAAUUCUGAGAAAGUAAAUCUUAUUGCUUUAAAAAAUGAAGAUACUAAUAGCACGUUUCGUGAUGCAGAAGAGGUGCUCAAAGCAAACAUUAAUGAUCUACCACCAGAUAUAACAUACAAUGAUGUUUCAAUGAUUGCUAAUGAUGUAAACGAUAAUGAUUCAAAUCUAGUCGACACUUUCAACAAUUUUAUUCUAGACCACGAUUAUUUAGACGAGAAAUUCUUAAUUGAAAGCACUGAUCUUGAAUUUACGAAAAAACAUGUCAUUUCUAAGAAAGCAGAUGAAGAUUCUUUACUUAGAGAGAUAAUACCUAACACAACUAAGGAUAAGAAUGUUACCUUCAAAGAACGCGAUAUUAAAACUAAGAAUAAGAAAAUCAAACCGGUUAAAAAUCUUUUGAAACUUAAACUUCUUAAUAAAGAAGGUAAACAAGAUACCAAAGAUUCAAAAACGAAUAAUAAAUGUAACAUAACUAUAAAAACAGAAGAUUCCAACGAUAAUAUUUCUACUAAACCAAUAAUAAUCAAGCCAGAACUUCCUAUAGAUGAUAAUAUUAAAUCAGAACUAUCGAAAGAGUUUAUCAAGUUCGGAGCGGACUUUAACUUUAGAAUCUUCGAGCUAAGCAGAGAAGAGCAGUUGGAAGAGUUGCAGAAGAAGAGAGAAGGAACGCUGUAUGUGAUCGCUCCGUACAAAUGCGUGGAUUGUGCGAAAGGAUUCAAGACUGUGGCGACGUAUGAGAACCAUCUAAAAGUACAUCAACCGAGUUACGGGCCAUUCGCGUGCGAUAUCUGCCGCUCGCGGCACAAGUCCGAGGCGCGCCGCCGCCGCCACUCCGAUACACACCGGUACAAGUACUGUUGCACGCGCUGCGAAGUCGUCGCUAGGACCAGAGAGCGCGCUGAGGCGCAUUACCACUGGCACGCUGGCAAGACGUUCUCGUGCCAAUACUGCGGCGAACAAUUCGGUAAAGUGUCGACACAUCUGUCGCACAUACGCUUGCAGCACCCGGCCGCGUGCGUGUGGUGCCCGCACUGCGGGGCCCCAUUCGUGGGAGCCCUGGGGCUUAGACAACACAUGCACCGCCGGCACCCAGAUGUAACGAACAGUGAGGGUUGUGUGGAGUGGUACUGUUUCACGUGCCGCAUACAGUUUCUCAACGCGCCGGCGUUUCUGCGGCACAAGGAGGCUGGCACCGCCUGCACAGACCUACGUUUUUGCUCUUCGUGUGGAGACGGUUUUGAGUCAGAUGAGGCGUUGCUGUGUCACCGAAAACUGCAUGCCGACACGCCAGCGCAGUGCCACAUGUGUCCCGCCUGGUUCUCAUCAGCGCGGUAUCUGGAGGCGCACGUGUCGCGCGCGCACGCCGCCGCCCCGCCCCGCGCGCGCGCCACCACGCGCCGUGUCCGCCCCCGAGACAAACCCGCCAUGUGCGAGCACUGCGGGAGGAAGUACCACUCCGCAGCCGCCCUGUCGUACCACCAGCGCUCGCACACGGGAGAGAAACCCUACGCCUGCACGCGCUGCCCGAAAAGCUUCGCCGUUAACCACUCGCUGCAGGCUCACAUCCGCACACACACAGGCGAGCGCCCGUACCAAUGCUCGCGAUGUCCGCGCGCCUUCCUCAACGCCAACAACCUCGCAAGGCACAAGAAAACCGUACACCUGGGCCAGAAGCAGUACGCUCGCUGCGCGGUGUGCCGCCGCUGGCUGUCGUCGCCGAGCGCCGCGCGCCUGCACGCCGCCGCCAUGCACGGCGCCACGCACAACCAAACCACAGUUUAAACAAAGAGUACUAUCGUACAGUAUGGCCACUCCCGCUCCCCGCUGUGCCGCACACCCCCUCUCGGUUACCUCACAGUUACCGCCUGUAAAAAACGCGAAAAGUCGAUCUGUAAUUUCACUCAUACAAGCAUAGUACGCGUUCACCUACACGAGCUUAGAAUGUGUGCUAGGAACGCGCCUCUUUCAUAUAUUUGAUCGCCAGUGUCCGAGGUGUGAUAAAGGUGUCAUCAGGAGUUCUUCAAUAAAUUUAAUGCACUGAAGUUA